GUAGGUUUAAUGUUGAUAUCAUUUUUUUGUUAGGGUGUUAUGAAUGUUGCCUCUGUAUCUCUUGAGAUUGGAUAUCCAACAUUAGCUUCAGUGCCUCAUUCCAUUGUCAAUGGCCUUAAAAAUUUGAUUGCAGUUGCUGUGGAAACGGACAUCACAUUUAAGGAAGCUGAGACGGCAAAAGAAUAUUUGAAAGAUCCUUCCAAAUUUGCUGCUGCAGUUACUACUACAGCUGCACCUGCUGGUGGAGGUGAAACUAAAGAAAAGGAGGAAGCAAAGAAAGUAGAAGAAUCAGAAGAGAGUGAAGAUGACAUGGGAUUUGGACUUUUUGAUUAAUUGAAAAGUGAAAUAAAGUCUUAAUAACCACAAGAA
This is a messenger RNA of Stegodyphus dumicola, 369 nucleotides long. It is a transcript of the gene RpLP0, whose product is annotated as ribosomal protein LP0. Gene Ontology annotation, molecular function: large ribosomal subunit rRNA binding; structural constituent of ribosome. Gene Ontology annotation, cellular component: cytosolic large ribosomal subunit. Gene Ontology annotation, biological process: cytoplasmic translation; ribosomal large subunit assembly; ribosome biogenesis. The record is from RefSeq and is a predicted model, not a curated record. NCBI's taxonomy places the organism in Eukaryota, Metazoa, Arthropoda, Arachnida, Araneae, Eresidae.